CUCUCUCUUUUGUCCACACCUCCACCUCGUUCCCCAAGGUCCGCCUACUCUCCAUCUAUCGCACCGCCGCACAAUGGAUCCCGCAGCAGCAACAGCAACUACAGCCGCUGCACCUUCUCUGCCCCAGCGCAGCAGGACUCCUGUUCUACCUCCACCAAUCACACUUACUUCCCAUACCGCCACAUCAGCAACAGCAACAAUAUCAAUGCCGCACACAGAGAACAGCAACAGUAAUAGCAGCGGUCUCUUCCGCAGACACCCCUCGAUCGUCAUCAAAACAGAGAAACGCAAGGGCAAAGGCAAGGAUAAAGAUAAGGAAAAGGAUAGGGACAAUGAAGGGAGCUCAAAACACGAUGGUGACCCAUACUACACAAAAGUGUCCCUAAAACGGUCUCGGUCACCCAUCAAGCUGUUUAAGAACAUCAAAACCUACCUCCACGUCCACAAACACAAGUACUCAGGCAAUGGGAGCCAUGGUAGCAGUGGCACUAGCAGCUCUUCUCAACAGCUCGGAUCGAGCUUUAGCGGAGGUGUGUACUACUACAACAACAACAACAACAACAGCCUUGCGCCCCCUCGGUCUUCCUUCGAUAAUGUUAGUCACCAAUACCGCUCGGCCUCGCUUCCAUCCUCAUCCAUCUUGGCCACCGCCCAACUCGCCCAAGACGACAGCUCAAUACCCAAACCGCCAAGAGAGAGACAGUCUCCGGAUUCGCUGACCCCCGAGAAGCAAGUUUUGUUGCUGCAGGUUGUGUCUUAUUUCGAGCAUGCGGGUCAUCGGGCCGAUGAGGAUACGGCAGAGUACCUGUUGGGUUCAUAUCAGUGGGACAUUGAUCAGACGAUGCAGUACUGCCAGGAUCUGGUUCAGGCUGUCCAGGGAACACUUGUGCCCGUCCAGCAGGAGGUGCAGCUGACUGGGGCUGUCAAUGACCAAAUGACCAGCUGCUACAUCGAUGCACUACUCUUCGCCAUGUUUGCGCGCCUCUCGGUCUUUGAGGGCCUCUUGAACGUCAACCUGGAUGCAGAAUGCGACAGCGAUAGCGAUGGUAGCAGCGAGACGGGGGGGGAUUCCCGCAAGGAAGAAGAAAAACAGGAGGCACUGCUGCAUACCCAUCUGCUCCAGACCUGGCUCCGGAUGUUUGUGAACCAGCUGCGCUCAGGACGACUGAUUCAGGCACAUGUGGUCAAGGAGCUACGACAGCACUUGUACAGCUGUGGGUGGAACUGUCCUGGACCGUAUGACCCUCCAGGAAGUAGUCGGCAGGAGGAUUCGAGCGAACUGUUCAUGUUCUUGACGGAAAAGUUGCAUCUGCCGUAUUUACCACUGGAACAGAGGCUGCUGCAUGGCGCCAAGUUCUCGGCGGAUGACGAUAAGGUGAUCACGGAACGGAUGCUGCAGAUUUCGAUCCCGAUACCAGAGCCGGCGUCUUUAUCGCCGACCAGCAAACUUGAAUCGACCUUUUCGAAGCUCUUGUCGUCAAAAUCAUCCUCAAGCAGCAGCAAUCGAGAUGGCAGUGGCAGUCCGGGAUCGGUGUAUGAGAUUUUGUCAUUGGAGAAGCUGCUGGCUCAGCAUUUUUAUGACAACACGCUCACGGGUAUUCGACGACUCGUCUCUUCAGGAACAGGAGUGCCGCUGUCCCCAGGAGUAGAAGUACCUGUCUCAGCAUGGCAAGUCCUGGAGUUGCUUCCGUUUUAUUCAUCUUCGAAUGAGCAAGGAGGAAUUAUCCAUGCCAGCCAAUCCCAGUAUCCUGCGGAUGUUGUGAUCCUGCCCUUGAUUUUAAAGAGGUAUUCCUUUGGAGCGGACAUGCAGGCGCGGAGGAUCAACACCCCGAUUGAUAUCCCUCGGCGGAUCGAUUUUUCGAGGUUUGUCAGCCGACAAACAUCAGGUUCGUCUAAAGCAGCAGAUCCUUCAGCAAACAAUGCUACUAGCGACAGUAUUGCUAAUGGCGUCAGCAACGGAAACAACAAUGACCUACUGACAGGGCCACAAGAACCGUCUGGUGCGGCUUCCUUGUCAUCGUCAUCAUCAUCAACAUUGUUCACAGCUGAACCGGGAACUCUUUCAGAUAACAUCUCGACAGUGGGCGCAUCUGCUUCCGUAAACAGCCUCUCGACCAUGGGCGUCAACACACAGGCUCCAUCUCGUCGCAAGUACUCGAUGUCGUUCCUUCAGGCUAUAGAUUCUCCAUCAACGCCGAUCACCCCUCCACCACAGUAUUCGCCCACGGUCCAGAGCAAGACAUUUUUGAAUCUUGGAGACGACAAACGGGAAUGGUCACCGAACCCACCGCCGGAUGAUAUCUUUGAGGGAGAUUACAUGGACUGCGGACAACCGAAAAUCAAGUACAUGCUGGAGCUCAAGUCGGUGGUCUGCCAUCUCGGCUCACGUCUGGAUUCGGGACAUUAUCGAAGUUAUGUGGCGGACACGGUCAGCAACAAGGCUGCUCCAGCUCCAACAUCGGUUCCCGCCCCUCCUGUCUCGAGCGGGAGCACCAAUACUGCAGCGGCUACGAAUGCUGCACCGCAUCCAUUAUCGUUUCAGGAGCCGAACUGGCUGAGACAUGAUGAUCUGGACCCUUCGGGACAGCGUGUCCAGUUGAUCACCAGGGAUUCGACCGAAGAAAUGGAGAUGGAGGCUGACUGGGCACGGAAUGGAUAUAUUCUGUUCUAUGAGCUCCAGACGGUCCCGUCCUGAGAUCCAC
Gamsiella multidivaricata is the source of this 2702-nucleotide messenger RNA. RefSeq lists its product as uncharacterized. Gene Ontology annotation, molecular function: cysteine-type endopeptidase activity; cysteine-type deubiquitinase activity. Lineage: Eukaryota; Fungi; Mortierellomycota; Mortierellomycetes; Mortierellales; Mortierellaceae. Bases 74 to 2695 code for a protein of 873 amino acids. The record is from RefSeq and is a predicted model, not a curated record. The transcript has 2 exons. Gene Ontology annotation, cellular component: nucleus; cytosol. Gene Ontology annotation, biological process: protein deubiquitination.